Molecule: messenger RNA, 708 nt
Organism: Apiotrichum porosum
Lineage: Eukaryota; Fungi; Basidiomycota; Tremellomycetes; Trichosporonales; Trichosporonaceae
Gene: TAD2
Product: tRNA(adenine34) deaminase
Exons: 5
Coding region: 1-708 (235 amino acids)
Biological process (GO): tRNA wobble adenosine to inosine editing
Cellular component (GO): cytoplasm; nucleus
Molecular function (GO): tRNA-specific adenosine-34 deaminase activity; zinc ion binding
Source: RefSeq, a predicted model, not a curated record
AUGAACAAGGCGAUCUACGUCCCCGUCGAGGAGCAGAACGAGGAGGACCGCAAGUGGAUGGCCGAGGCGCUCGCGAUGGCGCAAGAGGCUCUGGAUAACGAAGAGGUGCCCGUCGGCUGCGUGUUUGUGCGCGACGGACAGGCGAUUGCGCGUGCGCGCAACAGGACAAACGAGUGGAGGAAUGCAACCCUGCACGCCGAGCUCGAAGCCAUCGACCACCUCCUUCCCUUCAACCCCCCGCCCCUGUCCGCCAUUACCCUCUACGUCACUGUGGAGCCAUGUGUGAUGUGUGCCAGUGCGCUGCGACAGGUGGGAAUCGGGCGCGUGGUGUAUGGGUGCGGAAACGACCGGUUUGGCGGUUGUGGAAGUGUCUUGGACGUCAGCACGAGCGACAUGCUCGACACACACGCCCCCUUCGAGGCCGUCGGCGGCUUCUACCGCGAAGAGGCCAUCAUGAUGCUGCGCCGCUUCUACAUGAGCGAGAACCAGAACGCGCCCAACCCCAAGAAGAAGGCGUCGCGCGUGCUCAAGACUGAGAUUGCGCCCAUGCCAUCCUCGGCCACCGCGUCGUCGGCCACCACACCGGCAAGUUCCCGCUCGACGUCGGUCGCCCCCGGCGACAAGCUCUUGCCACUGCCCAUGCCGAUCGGGGGCACGCUCGUGUCCACCCCGCGCGGGAUGACCCCGGCGCCGGGAGGACAGCAGUAA